Messenger RNA from Camellia sinensis, 2831 nucleotides. RefSeq names its product AUGMIN subunit 6. Gene Ontology annotation, cellular component: mitotic spindle microtubule; HAUS complex. NCBI's taxonomy places the organism in Eukaryota, Viridiplantae, Streptophyta, Magnoliopsida, Ericales, Theaceae. Gene Ontology annotation, biological process: spindle assembly. The record is from RefSeq and is a predicted model, not a curated record. Gene Ontology annotation, molecular function: microtubule binding.
AAAAAACCAACCACAGAGAAAGACCAGGGAGGAAGCGAAAUGCAGAUAUAGAGAGAGAAGCAAAAAUAAAGUGCAAAUCUAGAGAGAGAGAGAGAGAGAGAGAGAGAGAGAAGGUGAUGACAAUGGACAGAGAGACAGAGCUAGAGAGUGUAAUGUACACAAACUGUUUGUUAUUAGGGCUCGAGCCUUCAAUCAUCGGCAUCAGAGCCAACAAUGUCUCUCCUCGCUUUGGACUCUUCCGCCACUCCAACCCCAAAUUAGGCGAACAGCUUCUUUACUUCAUAUUGUCUUCUCUAAGAGGCCCUGUUCAAUCCGCAAAAGACUUCGAUAGAGUUUGGCCAAUUUUUGAUUCCGCACAGUCCCGCGACUUUCGGAAGGUUGUGCAAAGUAUAAUAAGUGAGCUUGAAUCGCAAGGGGCGCUACCGAGGAGCAAUUCGAGGAUUUCGUCCCUUGCUACUUGCUGUGGACCAAGAUUUGUGGAGCUCUUGUGGCAACUUUCUUUGCAUGCUUUGCGGGAGGUUCAUAGACGAACAUUUCCAGUUGAUGUAGCUUCUAACCCAUUGCCGGCUUCAUUGACAGAUGUAUCUUUUUCGCAUGCAGCUACACUAUUUCCUGUAACAAAGGGUAGAAUAGCACUUGAACGAAGGAGGUUUCUGAAAAAUGCUGAGACAGCAGUACAAAGACAGGCUAUGUGGUCAAAUUUGGCUCAUGAAAAGACAGCAGAGUUUCGUGGUCUCUGUGCUGAAGAGGCUUAUUUGCAGCAAGAACUGGAAAAACUAUAUGAUUUGAGGAAUAAAGUGAAGUUAGAUGGGGAACUGUGGGAUGAACUUGUAUCUAGCUCCAGUCAGAAUUCUCAUUUAGUUCAAAGAGCAACUUGUAUAUGGGAUUCUUUAUUAGCUCGAAAGAGUCAACAUGAAGUUCUUGCCUCAGGCCCUAUUGAGGACCUGAUAGCUCAUCGGGAGCAUAGGUACCGCAUCUCUGGAUCGUCUUUGCUUGCAGCUAUGGAUCAAAGUUCUCAGGUACCUUAUUCAGAUGUGCUGUCUGUCCAUCCUGGUAAUCUGUUAGAUGACAAAGAACAAACAGAUGGAUCAUAUGGAAAUAGAGAAAAGCCAAACAAUGGUUUUGAUUCUUCUAUGCAAAAUGAUGAAAAAUUUUCUCGAGUGGAUGACAAAAGGGGAAGAGUCCACCCCACUGUUGAUAUAGCAGAAAUUCUCAGGCGUUGGACACAUGCCUUGCAACGAAUUCAUAAACAGUCACUUCAGCUGACAAAAGCCAAUGACGGAGAGGGUCCUGAGCUUCUACGUAGUGCACACGAUUGCAGUACUAGUGGCCAUACUGAAUCAUUGGCAGCCACUCUUUCUGAACAUCAGCAACACUUAACUAGCAUACAGGUGCUCAUUAAUCAAGUGAAGGAUGUUGCCCCAGCAAUACAAAAUUCAAUUACAGAGGUUACAGAGGAAGUGAACAGUAUUUCCUCCAAUCUUCCUCCGGUUACCCAGCAUGAUGGCAGAUCAACCUCAUCUAUUCAAGCUCAGAGCAGCGGAAGAACUAUGGAAAGUAGCAAUGAUGAGAUUGCUGAUGUGACUUCGAGAUUGUCAACAGUACAGCUUGAGAAAGUGUCAGCUAGUCCUUCUGCUUUAAAACUCCCUCCUCUGUUUAGUGCGACACCAAAUUCUUUCGGGAAAGGUGGGAACAUGCAAAAGCGACAGACCUUAGCUCAAACUAGUCAAAUAGAAAAUAUGUCAGAAAGGAAGUCUGUGGACCAGCUGCUGUCAAACAAUCGUAUUGAUACUGCCCCACAAGACAGUGACAGUUCUUAUGUCCAGAACUUAAAGCGGUCUGUUAGAGAGGCAGCUCUAUCAAUGCAAUCUUGCAAUUCGGAAUCGUCUCAGGACAAUCGAUCUGACGAUAGCUCUGAGCACUUCUUUGUUCCGCUUUCUGGAACUGGGUUUUCUCGCUUGGGUCCAGAUAAAAAACUAGGUUCAGUGAGGAGUAAACUGUUGUUUGCAUCUCAAGCCCCUUCAAUUGAGAAUUUUGCUCCCAAUGAUCAUGCUCACAGAGAUUACGAGGAACUAUCAUACAUGUUAAAUGAUUUGGACUCAUUUCAUGAGUAUGACAGGGUAAAUGGUUUUCUCUCAGCUGCUGGGUCAAAUUUCACAGUUUCCGAUUCACAGAAGUCAUAUUGUGACGGGGAGGAAGCUCAGGAUCAAGUAUUCUCACCUCCUUUGCUAAUGGACUCCUCAUUUCUCGGAGAUCCUUGUGAAGAUUUGCUCGCACCAUUAUCAGAAACUGAAACUGCCUUGAUGGAGCGCUAAAAUCAAACUGUGGAUGCUCAGACCAUGAAAUGAUCGUGUGCCAACUGCUUCGAGUCUUGGAGGAUAGAAACCACUGCCCAACCAGAUCAUCAGUCUGGUAAGAAAUUCUACUUUGGCUCUUAAGUUAUUUGACAACGAAUGGCUUGCCCAGAAAGAAGUGUUAAAUCUGAUGGUUGAAGUAAUAUAGACCCAUGGUUUGCCCCUUGGUGCCGGAUGGUGAAGCUUUCUUUCCCUGAAUUAUCCUGUAUGUCGACUCUCAAGGUUGGUUGUCAAUAAACUAGUUUAUACGUAUUUGAUCAAUAUACCGGUUGCAAUUAGAUGAAAUGUGAGUAUUUACAACCUUUGUUGUUACAAUAUAUAUAUUUUUAAAUAUCACCUUCUCAUCACUUAGCUAAUAUGUUCUAGGAUUAUUUUCAGUGAUAUUGAGUCUAUUACAGUUUGUUAUAUCAUUAUAUGUGUACUCAUUGUUCAGAAGUCGCAGAAAGAGAAUAAAUAACUUCAGAACUGACGCAACCA